Andrographis paniculata is the source of this 1858-nucleotide messenger RNA. RefSeq lists its product as uncharacterized. The transcript is spliced from 2 exons. Lineage: Eukaryota; Viridiplantae; Streptophyta; Magnoliopsida; Lamiales; Acanthaceae. The record is from RefSeq and is a predicted model, not a curated record. The coding region runs from base 1144 to 1752 and encodes 202 amino acids.
AUUUGGUUACUUAACAAGUCCUUUCCCCAUAAAGCAUAGACAUAUUUAUUUAAUGCAAUUUAUGAAAUCUUAAUUUGAAACCAACUUGACAAAUGAUUGAAAUUUCUCUGAAUCAACCAUUUUGGCCAGAUUUUAAGCAAAUAUAGCUAUAGAUGAUGUUGUGUAAUCGCCCAACUUGUGGUUCAUAUCAACAGAAGGUAUCUGUUAUCUCUAGGAAUGAGUUAUGGUACUACCCUGGCUAACGGUACUAUAAUUGAUGUUUUUGCAGGUGUUGAUUUAAGGUCACCAAGGUCUGUGAAUUAGGCCUUCUAAAUUACAAGAAUGUGUUCUAUCCAUUGGACAGGAAAAAAUAUCGAUGCCAUUACGACUAUUACUGGGCAUCUGUAUUUAAGGUGAUUCCUGCACUUCUUUAAACAUUGUACUGCAUAAUCCUUGAGUAUAAAAUUUAUAAUUAGGGUAAUGAUUCAAAAUAAGAAGAGAGUGGCCCGUUAUUGGGCCCAUCAGGUGGCCAAGGAUUUCUCUGGACGGAAGGUUCGGAGGCUAGGCGGUCGGUUGGUCAGCCGUCCGUUUUAAGGAGACAAGACAGUGAUGGAAGUUAGCCGACGGGGGUGGUCGGCUGAGCAGUUGAAUUCGAUAACUGACAGGAACGUUAAGGCACGUGUCAGUAGGGGAUUAAUACGUGGAGCGGUUGAUGGUAGUUGCAGUAACCGACCAGGUGACAUUUUGAGACGUUUCCUUAGGGAUUAUUUAAUGAUUAAGGGGAAUUUAGAAAAAAGGAUCUUCGAUCAGAAGUAAUUACAAUUUUCCUGUUGGAGGUCACCCUUUAUUUUCAUGCAUUUACUACUUUGUUCUACAUAAAUAAAAUUUUAUUUAUCCAAGUUCGAAUGUAUUUUCGGAUUUUACUUUAUAUUGUUGGAAAAACCAUUCAACAAAUUGGCGACCACAGUGGGAGAGCAAGAUAGCAAAUUCUACUUUCAAACCAUCGGUGUCGGAGUUUCUGCGGUGACAUCAAAUCCAACUACAGUUGUUCCAACCGCAGGAGGGACGUCUCAAGUACAGCCUGAAUGGUUGACUUAUGUUCAACAAAUGAACAAUCAACAGAUGACUACCAUACAAACAAUGUUGCAAGAUCAAUAGAAUUUAAUGCAGAACAUGCUGGAUCAGGUGUUGUUCAGAAUCACAUUGCAUUUAAGCACGCCCCUAACAUUGUCACUCUCUCGCUUUCAGGCAACUUUUCUGGGACCAACAUUUGCAGAGCCAUCAUACGUCGAUAGUACAAUUCCUAGUGCCACUGCUUCUAAUCGAGCAGAUAGGGGAAAUACCCCUCUAACUUUCCCAAAUAAUGUUCCUUUUGGGCCAAGAAUAGAUAAUACUCAGCCGAAUAUCACGAGGGAAGAUAGGCAAGGAGGACAUAUACAUGAUCCUAUUUAUAUUCCUGAUCAUCAACACCUUCGUCUGGAUCCUGAAGAAAUUGCGCAUGUCCUGAGAGUACAUUUCGGUAUGAAUCCCCACGUGGCUAAUCGCCUCGUUUAUCAAAGACCUUUUUCAGAAAUGAUCAUUAAUGAUUACCUUCUCCCAAGGAAUUAUCGACCAUCCGAUUUUUAUACUUUCUCAAGAGAAGAUGGAUCUUCCACCAUAGAACAUGUGGUUCGUUUCACGGCGCAGUUAGGAGUGAUUGGCUCCAGAAGAAUUAGCUGUGCAGUUUAUCGAAAGAGUGCAUUUGUUGAAAGGGCGAUGUCCCACAAUCAUUAAUGAGAAUGAGAUGACCAAUUUAGUGGUACGCAAUAUGCAUAUACGGUUAAGAGAGAGACACUUAUUGCACAUGACUAGAAGAUAUAGCAAGUCUAGCAUAUCUUCA